Molecule: messenger RNA, 951 nt
Organism: Miscanthus lutarioriparius
Lineage: Eukaryota; Viridiplantae; Streptophyta; Magnoliopsida; Poales; Poaceae
Source: the annotation of a GenBank genome assembly
AUGGGAAUCGUAUGCCUCGGUGCUUCCUCCACGCUGCUCUGCGAGGAGGACAGGAGCAACGCACUCGGCCUCGUCGGCUGCUGCGACGAGCUGGUGGAGGUGGGGAGCGGCCUUGAUGGCUUGGACUCCGCCGCCGGCGCCGUAUUCCCCGUGGACACCGUCACCGAUGAGGCUGUGUCGGCGUUGGUGGCGAAGGAGGUCCUGGCCGCCGCGCCGUCGCCGUCGUGCAAGCUCCAAAGCAGCGGCCUGCCAUGGCGAUCACUCCAGCGACCAUGCUCCUCCUCCACCUGCUGCUGCUGCUGUCCUUCUCAUCUGUGCCCAUUUCCCCUGGCGCUCGCGCCAGCGGGAGCCGAGAGUGAGGACACCGCGGCUCUGCUCGCCUUCAAGGCCGCGGCCGUAGGCAGCAGCAGCAGCAGCACUAGUGGCGACCGCGGCGCUAUGCUCGCGUCGUGGAACGGCAGCGUCGCCGCCAGUCCGUGCACCUGGGACGGCGUCACUUGCGGCCGCCGCGGACGUGUGGUGGCGCUGAGGCUGCCCUCCCUCGGGCUCGCCGGGACGCUCUCGCCGGCCGUCGGCAACCUGUCGUCGCUGCGGGCGCUGAACCUGAGCUCCAACUGGCUGCGCGGCGAGAUCCCCGCGAGCCUGGGCCGCCUGCGCCGCCUCCGGACGCUCGACCUCAGCGUGAACACCUUGUCCGGCGCGGUCCCGGGCAACCUCACCGCCUGCACCAGCCUGACAGUCCUGCGCCUCGCCAGCAACAAGCUCACCGGCCACGUCCCGGCCGAGCUCGGCGGCGCGCUGGCGCGGCUCGAGGUGCUGGCGCUAACCAACAACACCCUCACGGGCCGCCUCCCGGCGUCGCUGGCCAACCUGACGUCGCUGCGUCAGCUCGGCCUCGGGAUCAACGGCUUCGAGGGCCCGAUACCUCCCGAGCUCGGCCGCAGCUGUUAG